AUGGACAGAGGCAAUCUCUACAAUGGAAUCGGUAAUUUCAACUUGCCAUUAGUAUAUUGUCUUGUAAUUUCGUGGACUAUCAACUACCUAUUACUCAUUGCAUCCAACGACUUCAUGAAAUACUCAUGGCGGAGAGCGGCGGAACAAGUGCUGUACUCGUUGGACGUUGGCACGGGACAUUUGAUAAUUUACGGGGCAAAUCGCAGUUUUGGCAACAACAUAUUAGGUGGAGUGCUGCUGGUAGCUUUUCUGGAUAUUGUUAUUGCCGUGGCCGCCACCAUAGUUGUAUUUGCUACUGCCAACAUCGAAGCUACUAAGUUUCACAUCGAUUUCAAUUUGGUGUUUAAAUCCGGUCCUGGUAUGUUUUUCAUCGCUAUCUCACGUGUCCUCGCCGAUCUACCCUUUUCGAGGUUUUUGAGUUUCGUGUCGUUUUUCAUUUUGUUCGUCGUCUGCAUACUUACUCAGUUGUCCUUCUUAAGACCUGUGAUUUAUUUGUGGAACGCUUAUUUUCCAAAUCACAGCCAAGAAGAACCCCACCGUCGAGCUCUUAUAUUGUGUGGCACGAUGUUUGUACUGUCGUUAGUAACAGUGACUAAGAGCGGUGAAAUGAUUAUAGCAAUAUUGGACGAUAUUGGAUCCGCCAUGGGAAUACUCAUGAUUACAACUUUCGAAUCUAUAUUGAUAUUUGGCAUUUAUGGUGUAAGCGAAUUUUGCGUCGAUCUAGCGUUCAUGUCGAAAAAACCACCUUCUAUCAUACUGAAGUUACUGUUUAUCGGAAGCUCAGUUGUUACGAUGGUAAGAUGA
Molecule: messenger RNA, 804 nt
Organism: Myzus persicae (green peach aphid)
Lineage: Eukaryota; Metazoa; Arthropoda; Insecta; Hemiptera; Aphididae
Product: sodium-dependent proline transporter-like
Exons: 5
Coding region: 1-804 (267 amino acids)
Biological process (GO): sodium ion transmembrane transport
Cellular component (GO): membrane
Molecular function (GO): glycine transmembrane transporter activity
Source: RefSeq, a predicted model, not a curated record